CCAACCCCUCUUUGCUAUCGAACAGCAGAGCCGCAAAGUAAAAGGACACCACCGCCCCCUAUUACGUCAGCUUUUCACGUUAGACGGCGCUGCUAGGUAGGAGUGGAUGUUGGACUACUGUUUCUGCUGUCGCCGUGGGAGCCCAAUCUGCUGGAUGAAUGUAGCCAGUUGGAAGAGCAGUGUAAAUGUGUUGGAUGCUGCAGAAACGGGGGGCAGCAUAGCCGGAGCGUGGAGAAGGCGGUGGUGGCAGGAAGGGAGGUGACACACUGGAAAUGGAGGUGGAUGUAAAUGGGGAUUGCAGGACCAGUACUUCAACCUUUCCUUUGCUUGUAAAGGAAGGAAACUCUCCAGUUAAAACAGACAUUGAGAAACCUCGUUGCUCUAGCACUCCAUGUUCUCCCAUCAGGCGGACUGUAUCGGGUUACCAGAUUCUUCACAUGGAUUCUAACUAUUUGGUUGGGUUUACCACAGGUGAAGAGCUUUUAAAGUUAGCCCAGAAGUGUUCCAGUGGUGAAGAAAGUACAAUGGAAACUUUGCCAAGCAUGCGAUCCAAGCAGCUGGACUCCGGGUUUGGCCGUGCCUCACGGCUGUACAGAACAAAAGGAAGAUAUUAUCAGCCUUAUGAAAUACCAACUGUUAAUGGAAGGAGACGAAGGAGGAUGCCAAGUUCAGGGGAAAAGUGCAGUAGACCAUUGUCCUUUGAACCGUGCAAAGCCCUUCAUGGGCCCCUUCCUCUUUGUCUCUUGAAAGGUAAGAGGGCUCAUUCUAAAUCAUUGGACUACCUCAACUUAGAUAAAAUGAACAUCAAAGAGCCAGCUGACACUGAAGUUCUACAGUAUCAGUUGCAACACCUCACACUAAGAGGGGAGCGCAUGUUUGCCAGGAAUAAGACCUGAGAAGAACGUGCUAGAAUGUUCUGGAUAUGUCAAGAAUACUGCAUCCUGGUUGCACACUUCACAGAAUAACCUGACUGUUCAUGGAGUUAGUGAUUGAAUUGGCUUUGUGACAGUAAUGAACAUUUAAGAAAAACAAUUUUUUUCUUGAGCAUUAGAAAGAACAAGCAUAGUUUAGUCAGGAAUAGGCCCUUGGAUUUUUUUUCCUAAAAGCUAGACUCUAAAUUACAUAGGCUUUACGCGAAACUGAAAACUGUUCAUGUUUCAAAUGUUUAGAGGAAGAGUGAACAUGGAAGUUUUGUGUAGUUAGCCGUAGAAACUGUACAUUUAUUAAUAAGGUCUUAGGUGGGAAAAUGCAGAUAAGGUAUUUCAUUGUACAUGCCGGAGGUUCGCGUUUCUUCAAUUGUAAGCGUGUCUUAGCAUGUGUGUAGAUGUCCGCACAUACCUUGGGUAUUUUUCUCUUACAGGGAGUAUCUAUGAGCAGAACUAUUUUAAGAUUCUGGUUUAAACAAGUUGCAACUGGUGUAGGCCAGAAAUUAAAUGGCAAACAAGUUUGAAUUCUGAAGACAAUCUUUCUUUCCCGUUGAAUAGCUUCUUUAACUACUUAAGAAAUUGUUUGCAUGACUUCAUGAACUAUUGCAUACCAAUUCAUAUCAAUUAUGGCUGCUUACUGAGCAAAACUCUUUGGAAGAAGAUGUUACAUACAUAUUUUUCUGAGGUCUUGUCCUAUUUGGGAAAUAAAGUACUAAAAUUGCCUGCAAUAACUUAACAAGAAGGUAGUUAUUGUUAAUUUUGAAUCAUUUUCUUGAACUGACACCAAGGAUCGAAAUCCUGUCAGUAAAUAUUACCUGCUUUGUCAUAUUGAGUACAUUUAUGAGUUGAUUGUCUUUUUCUGGAAGGGAAUGUUUUUAUUUAACAGUAAUGGACUUUAUUAUUCUGUGAGAUUACAGGAUUUUUAUUAAAACUGCUUAUCACUGUUCUGUAUUUAAUCAAGAAAUAUAGUAAUUACUAAUAAACGGUCUUGCAUAGAUUACUAAGCUUGUUAACAGCAUUUGGUUUUAUGCAAUUAGGCAUUCUUAAGGUGCCCUGGUCAUUUAUUUCUGUGUUAGCAUUUUGACAUUGUUUUUGCUUAAUAUGCAAGAAUACAUUUCAUGAAACUUU
This is a messenger RNA of Protopterus annectens (West African lungfish), 2054 nucleotides long. RefSeq names its product macrophage immunometabolism regulator (gene MACIR). The transcript is spliced from 2 exons. Gene Ontology annotation, biological process: negative regulation of fibroblast migration; negative regulation of cytokine production involved in inflammatory response. The record is from RefSeq and is a predicted model, not a curated record. Lineage: Eukaryota; Metazoa; Chordata; Ceratodontiformes; Protopteridae. Bases 273 to 896 code for a protein of 207 amino acids.